UCAGAGUGAGCGUCUCUCUCACUCUUCCCAGUUGUUAAGUCAGAGAGCAGAGGAGGAAGGGAAGGCAGAGAGACCAGGGGAGGUCUGACGACACCAUCCCAGCAUGCCCGGCACCUAUUUUAAAUGCACAGAUUGAUAAAUGCAAGCGCACAGUUUGGCUUUGAAUUACUGGAGGAACGUCAAGAUUCAUAACAAGGCUAUCACACUGCAAGACAUGCGUGCAUCUUUUCCUGCCAGGACAAAAACUUAGAGGAGCUUUGGAAACAUUUCAAUGCUGGAGGUCCAGUGUAAGGAUGGAUGAUGCAUGUUCCAGGCUAACGGUGUUCUUCACCGUAUUCUGAUCCAGCUAAACCAAAAAGGAGCAGCAUAAAGAUCCAAGAACUUAAUUCACCUGCAACUUUUAUCCCAGGCUGAUAUGAUGCUGUGGUACAACUUUGGCCACCACUUGCUCUCUCUGGCAGCACUUCUGGUGAUUGUGAGCUGCGGAGGAGGAGAGCAGAGGAGAGGGACGGAUAGCAGCAGCACCAGCAGCACAGGUGGUGGCAGCAGCGGCAGCAGCAGUAGCAGUAGCAGCAGUAGUGCAGGAAGUAGUAGUAAUAAUUACAACAACAGACGUUUUCAUAAGAUCCAGCAUGGCCAGUGCACCUAUACGUUCAUCCUACCUGAGGAAGAGGGAGCCAGAGGGGGCUCCUGCAGGGAGGGGAAAGCUGGUAGCCCAACUACACACAGUAGCAACUCUCUCCAAAGAGACGCUCCGCCACCUGAGCCAGACAUUCCCAGCCAGAAGAUCCAGCAGCUCGAGCACAUUAUGGAGAAUUACACUCAGUGGCUACAGAAGAUCGAGAACUACAUAAAAGAGAGCAUGAAGACAGAGAUGGCUCAAUUGCAGCAGAGCGCUGUACACAACCAGACAGCAGCCAUGUUGGAAAUGGGCACCAACCUUCUUUCUCAGACUGCUGAACAGACACGCAAGCUGACUGACGUUGAGACACAGGUUCUGAAUCAGACAUCCAGGCUCGAGAUCCAGCUGCUGGAAAAUUCUCUUUCUACAAACAAGUUGGAGAAAGAGUUAAUGGUCCAAACCAAUGAGAUCAGCAAGCUGCAUGACAAGAACAGCCUCCUGGAGCAGAAAAUGUUAGAAAUGGAGAUGCGGCACCGUGAAGAGCUGGAGACGCUGAAGCAGGAGAAGGGAAGUCUCCAGGCCCUAGUGGGGAGGCAGAGCGGGGUUAUCGGGGAGCUAGAAGCCCAACUGAGCCGGGCCACAGGAAACAGCACGGCCCUGCAGAGACAGCAGCAGGAGAUGAUGGAUACUGUCCACAAUCUGCUCCACCUCUGUUCCAAAGAUGGAGUUGUGCCUAAUAGUACAAAGGUGGAGGAAGAGAAGAAGUUCCGUGACUGUGCCGACCUGUACAAGGCUGGCGUCCAUAAGAAUGGAGUCUACACCAUCCAGAUCAACCCCCAGGAGACUAGAAAGGUGUAUUGCAACAUGGAAACAGCCGGUGGCGGAUGGACGGUCAUCCAGCGCAGAGAAGAUGGCAGUGUGGACUUCCAGAGAACGUGGAAGGAGUACAAGAUGGGUUUUGGGAGCGUGUCUGCAGAGCAUUGGUUGGGAAACGAGUAUGUUUACCAGUUUACAAGCCAGAGGCAGUAUGCCCUUCGUGUGGAACUGACAGAUUGGGACGGACACCAGGCCUUCUCACUGUAUGACCGCUUCCAGAUUGGCAGUGAGAAACAAAACUACAGGCUGUUCCUGAAAAGCCACAGUGGGACUGCAGGCAGACAGAGCAGUCUAGUAAUCCAUGGAGCAGACUUCAGCACCAAGGACAUGGACAAUGACAACUGCAUGUGCAAGUGUGCCCUCAUGCUCACUGGUGGUUGGUGGUUUGAUGCCUGUGGCCCGUCCAACCUUAACGGCAUGUACUUCACCCAAGGACAACACAUAGGGAAGUUGAAUGGUAUCAAGUGGCACUACUUCAAGGGUCCCAGCUACUCGCUACGAGCUACAGUCAUGAUGAUCCGCCCCCUGGACUUCUCCUAGUCUUUUAAACUUCCGAACGUUAAACUUCCAAACAGCUAUGUAGCACAUUAGAGGGAACAUGUCCUAUUUUAUCCUCUUGUCUCAUCUCAUUUCGCUGCCCAUGGGCGUCGUCCAGUGAAUCUUUUAUUCAACCUGGUUCUUCCCCAGAGCAACUGAUAUUUCUGUGCUACUGUUGCCUCAUAACCUUUCCCCUUAAUGAACUGAAAAGCAACCAUGGGGAGGAAGACAGAGCAAGACAUGACUCACUUGAACUGAUUUCUGUUCCACAAACAUGACCUUAUGUAAGGACAAAUGCAUUCAGGUGUGUCAUGUCACACCUGGAAUUUGUGCACAUAAGAGCUUGAUAUAAGGUCAGCUUGUAUGAGAAUUCAAGCAUGAUGUCAAACCACAAUUUUCCUGGGUACCUGUGUUGUAAUGAUAUGGAGGACAUGAACUCUUCUGUAUGGAAAGCACCUAUCACAGGGCAGCACUGACACUUAAACUGCAGGACAGAACUUAUCUGGAACGCUCUAAGAAGAAGAAUGAGAGAUACAGCUUUUUUAUUAAAAUGUUGCUCACAGAUCGCAGCCCAUAAAUAUUACAAAUGUAUUAUAUAUAUUGUGUUUUUAGCAUUAUUUUUGUUAUCCCAACUGUAUACAAUAGUCAAAGUGAGAUGAAAUUGUCUUUUGUACUGUACAGUGUAUACUGAUUUCUAUCUGCAUUAUGUAUCAAACACAUGCCCAGUUUUACAGUGACUUUGAAAUGCAAGUGAUUGGUAAUAGUUAUGAGGGACGCUUGCAGUAUUUUCUGGCAAUUACACACUAACUGUCUUGACGGAGUGUGAUUAUUUUUAGAGUGCAAGAUGUAAGGUUAUUACUGGAUUAGAUUUUGAACUAACAUCUACUUGCCUUUGUUAUUGGCUGAGAAACUACGAAUACCUGCCAAGUUUCAAAUUGUGAGUGAUCACCUUACCUCUACUGAGUAUGAAAAACAAGGAAAUUAAUUCAGAUAAAGCAUAUAAUUAGUGAUAUAUAACAAUUAGAGCUUAGUAUGUGUAGGGGGGAAUGCACGUUCGCAUUCACAACCAGUAAUGCAUAUUUUCAAAAACACACAGAGGUAUCCAACGUAUUUCUGAAAGACAUAAAUGCUUAUAUUAAGCUGGUGUCCCAAAUGUCCAAAACUCUCAAAGAAUGAGGUUAAAGUUCAGCUUACUGAAUCUUAUUUCUAUCUGGACAUUAUAAAACCCCUUUAAGACCAAAUACCUUAAGACAAACCGCAGAUCAUUAAGACAAGUUACAUCCAAACUAUUUUUCACAGACAUCAACAUGACACAACUUCAGAAUCCAGCCAGUUUCUGUUUCCCAUCAAUGCAGCUUUGGGGGAAAAAAGGAGCCGGAGUUGGAUAUGAAGCAUGAAAUUAAUGAUUUCACCAAGUGAUCCGUGUGAACACAUAUUUCAUAACCUCCAGCCUAUAACAACAGAAUCUACUUUGGAGUAUUUACUAAAGGUACAUGUGGCAAGAAGAUAUAGUGUAUCUGGAACUUGUAAGACUACAAUUGACAUGUUUAUUAGCAUUCUAAAAUUGUAUAAUUUCAAUGUGUGUGUACGUAAAGCAGCUUUCCUGAGGAAAACUUUUUUUUUUCUGGUUUUGCUCCGUACAAUGGUGUUUUGAAGUUGAGCAUAAAACAUAGAAGUUAAGAUAAUAACCCUGGUGAAAUGUGCCUUUGAUAACUUUGCUUUUACCUCAUUCAAUUCCAGAUUUGCAGAUUUUAUUUAAACAUCUUUUGUAACAUGUGGUCAGUGUUGUGUUGCUAGAUUAAAUAAAAGAGCAUGUGAUGCACUGAUGUUUUCAA
Micropterus salmoides (largemouth bass) is the source of this 3870-nucleotide messenger RNA. RefSeq names its product angiopoietin 1 (gene angpt1). Bases 416 to 2038 code for a protein of 540 amino acids. The record is from RefSeq and is a predicted model, not a curated record. Lineage: Eukaryota; Metazoa; Chordata; Actinopteri; Centrarchiformes; Centrarchidae. Gene Ontology annotation, molecular function: receptor tyrosine kinase binding. Gene Ontology annotation, biological process: Tie signaling pathway; angiogenesis. The transcript has 9 exons.